Carcharodon carcharias (great white shark) is the source of this 2985-nucleotide messenger RNA. Its product is annotated as fibroblast growth factor receptor 4-like. Gene Ontology annotation, biological process: multicellular organism development; fibroblast growth factor receptor signaling pathway; positive regulation of ERK1 and ERK2 cascade. Gene Ontology annotation, molecular function: ATP binding; fibroblast growth factor binding; fibroblast growth factor receptor activity. The record is from RefSeq and is a predicted model, not a curated record. The transcript is spliced from 17 exons. Gene Ontology annotation, cellular component: membrane; signaling receptor complex. The coding region runs from base 1 to 2445 and encodes 814 amino acids. Lineage: Eukaryota; Metazoa; Chordata; Chondrichthyes; Lamniformes; Lamnidae.
AUGAGCCACGUGUUGUAUAAACUGUGUCUCUACUUGUUCAUCCCCAUUACACUCACUGUGUUGAGGCCCACUCAAUCACAAUUGGAAGAGAAGACCACUCAACCAGUGUUGUUUGGCAGUGAAACUGCAGAACUGCAGGAUCAUAUCCUCCUCAAUCUUGGUGAUGGACUCAAGUUAACAUGCGACACCAAUCGAUCUGUGAACAUCAACUGGUACAAAGAAGACAAGCAAAUCCUAACCGAUGACAGGGUGCAUGUAGCCCGGAAGAUCCUGGAAAUUGUAGAGACGAUAUAUGAUGAUUCUGGCCUAUACCUUUGUGUGGUACGCGGAACAGGCGAGAUUCUAAGGAAUUUCACAGUGACUGUUGCUGAUUCAUUGUCCUCUGGUGAUGAUGAUGAAGAUGGUGGAUCUGAAGAUUCAGCUCCAGAAUCCAAUGAUGGCCAUGCUUAUCCUCAGAAAGGAACUCCUUACUGGACACACUUUGAGCGCAUGGAAAAGCACCUGCAUGUGGUUCCAGCUGCGAACACAGUGAAAUUUCGCUGCCCAGCUGCCGGAAAUCCCAUUCCCACCAUACGCUGGCUGAAGAAUGGCAGGGAGUUCAGGGGAGAGCAGCGGAUUGGAGGCAUUAAGCUACGCCAUCAGCGUUGGAGCUUGGUGAUGGAGAGUGUUGUACCAUCUGACCGUGGCAACUAUACCUGUGUGGUGGAGAACAAGUAUGGCAGCAUCAAUCACAGUUACCAACUGGAGGUGUUGGAAAGGUCUCCUCAUCGGCCUAUCCUGCAGGUUGGGCUGCCAGCUAACAAAUCUGUGGUGGUGGGAAGCAAUGUAGAAUUCCACUGCAGAGUUUUCAGUGAUGCUCAACCUCACAUUCAGUGGCUAAAACAUGUGGAGGUGAACGGCAGUAAAUAUGGGCCAGAUGAGGUCCCUUACGUCCAGGUUUUAAAGACUGCUGAUAUUAACAGCACUGAAAUUGAAGUCCUCUACCUCCAUAAUGUCACAUUUGAGGAUGCAGGAAAGUACACCUGCUUGGCAGGCAAUUCAAUUGGGAUCUCUUACCAUUCAGCAUGGCUAACAGUUUUGCCAGAAGAAGAACCCCUGAAAACAGCUGACUCCUCUGGGGCCAAAUACACUGAUAUCUUAAUUUACGCUGCUACCUCUCUGGCCAUCAUCUUGUCAGUGGUCAUUGUUAUAUUAUGCAGGAUGCAGGCAAGGUCCACCAAGAGGGCUUUUGACCCACUCCCUGUGCAGAAACUCUCCAAGUUCCCUUUCAAAAGACAGUUUUCUCGAGAAUCAAACUCUUCAAUGAAGUCCAAUGCCUCUCUGGUGAGGGUGGCAAGGCUAUCUUCCAGUGGCACACUCAUGUUGGCAGGUGUUGUGGAGUUUGAGCUACCAAUGGAUCCAAAAUGGGAAUUCCAUCGAGAUAAACUCGUACUGGGGAAACCUCUCGGAGAGGGUUGCUUUGGACAGGUGGUUAAAGCAGAAGCCUACGGGAUUGAUAAGGACAAUCCAGAUAAACCAGUUACUGUGGCUGUGAAAUCACUGAAAGAUGAUGCUACAGAAAAAGACCUGGCAGAUCUUAUCUCUGAGAUGGAAAUGAUGAAGAUGAUGGAUAAGCAUAAAAAUAUCAUUAACUUGCUGGGUGCCUGCACACAGGAUGGCUUGCUGUAUGUAAUAGUGGAGUAUGCAGCGAAAGGUAAUUUACGGGAAUACCUCAGGGCCAGGCGACCACCUGGUAUGGAUUACAACUUUCACAUUACAAAGGUGCCUGAAGAACAGUUAACAUUUAAAGAUCUGGUGUCCAGUGCCUACCAAGUGGCACGGGGCAUGGAAUAUUUGGCAUCUAAGAAGUGUAUCCAUCGUGAUUUGGCAGCCAGGAAUGUGUUGGUAACUGAAGACAAUGUCAUGAAAAUUGCAGACUUUGGUCUGGCACGAGGUGUGAACAACAUUGAUUACUACAAGAAAACCACCAAUGGUCGCUUGCCAGUAAAGUGGAUGGCGCCAGAGGCCUUGUUUGACAGAGUGUACACACACCAAAGUGAUGUAUGGUCAUUUGGGGUCUUGAUGUGGGAGAUCUUCACACUUGGUGGCUCUCCCUAUCCCGGUAUCCCUGUGGAGGAGCUCUUCAAACUUCUCAAGGAGGGCCAUCGAAUGGACAAGCCAUCCAACUGUACACAUGAGCUGUAUUUGCUGAUGAGGGAGUGCUGGCAUGCAGUGGCUUCUCAGAGACCAACAUUCAAACAGCUGGUGGCAGAACUUGACAAAGUCUUGACUUCAAUAUCAGAUGAGUAUUUGGACCUCUCCACUCCUUUUGAGCAGUAUUCUCCCUUGUGUGAAGACAGCAACAGUACAUGCUCUUCGAAUGACUCUGUCUUUGCCCAUGAGCCUUUGUCUGAUGACCCUUGCUUACUCAACUAUCAUGACUGUAACGCUAGAAUCAGGACUUGAGAGAUAUGUCAUUCUGCAACUCUUGGCUCAACAAUGCUACUUUCCCCAGGUGGUACUUUGGGGGUGGUUCAAAACUGGAUAGAAAUGGAAUUUCGUUAAGACUUGCUUCUUCCUGAAAGAUAUGAAAUAUCUCUUGCAGAAGAAAAUCCUCUCACACAGCGUGGCUAUGUAAAACUAUUAUAAUCGUCUUUGAUUCUGACUUUUCAAAAUUCUUGCCAUCUGACAUUGAUAAUUUUGACAAUGAAAGCCAUAUUUGAAUGGAGGGAAGCUCUGUGUGUUCAUGCAUGGGGAAGCAGUAGAACUCUCUAUCAACGGAGCUCUGUGCUUUACCCUUUAUGGUGAUCUUGAGCUUUGAUUUUGAGCUUUGCUUCAAGACAUUAACAAAAGACUUGCUGCAUCCCAGCACGAUGACCUAUGCCAGUGAAGAAGUAUAAACUUAGCUACAUCAGAGACAAGUAAAGAAUUUACCUGGAAUAGGAAAUACACCUAGGCUAGAAGAACAAUCUGAAAAGCAAUUAAGAUCAAGAAUUGUCCACUUGC